UGCAGAGUACGCGGCGCGGCCCCUCGGCGCGGCCACUCUCGUCCUCCCAGCGCCGCUGGGACCUCCUUCUCUCGCGAGAGGCGCGUGGCGCGGAGCCGGCUGCUGCGGAGAAGCCGGGAGCGAGCCCUGGGCGGCAGUGUUUAGGUCUGCAGCCUUGCAGGAAUGGCAGAUUUUGGGAUCUCAGCUGGCCAGUUUGUAGCAGUGGUCUGGGAUAAGUCAUCCUCAGUGGAGGCUCUGAAGGAUCUGGUGGAUAAGCUUCAAGAGUUGACUGGCAAUGAGGGCCGAGUGUCUGUGGAAAACAUCAACCAACUGGUGCAGUCUGCCCACAAAGAAUCUAGCUUUGACAUUAUUUUGUCGGGUGUAAUUCCUGGAAGCACCACUCUGCACAAUGCUGAGAUUUUGGCUGAGAUGGCCCGGAUCCUUCGGCCUGGUGGCUGUCUAUUUUUGAAAGAGCCAGUAGAGACAGCUACAGUUAACAGUAGCAAAGUGAAGACGGCACCUAAGCUCUGUUCAACCCUGACUCUCUCUGGUCUUGUGGAAGUAAAAGAGCUGCAGCGUGAGUCCUUGAGCCCUGAGGAGAUUCAGUCUGUCCAGGAACACCUGGGUUACCACAGUAACAGCCUGCUGUCUGUGCAGAUCACAGGCAAAAAGCCCAACUUUGAAGUGGGUUCUUCUAGUCAACUUAAGCUUUCUGUUGCCAAGAAGUCUUCAGGGAAGCCUGCUGUGGACCCUGCAGCUGUCAAGCUCUGGACCCUCUCGGCCAAUGACAUGGAGGAUGAGAGCGUGGAUCUCAUUGACUCAGACGAACUGCUGGAUCCCGAAGAUUUGAAGAAGCCGGACCCAGCGUCCUUGCGGGCUGCUUCCUGUGGGGAAGGGAAAAAGCGGAAGGCCUGCAAGAACUGCACUUGUGGCCUCGCAGAAGAACUGGAAAAAGAGAAGUCAAGAGACCAGAUGAGCUCCCAACCCAAGUCUGCUUGUGGAAACUGCUACCUGGGCGAUGCUUUCCGCUGUGCCAGCUGCCCCUACCUUGGGAUGCCAGCCUUCAGACCUGGGGAGAAGGUGCUUCUGAGCAACAGCGGCCUCCACGACGCCUAGGAGGGGCCGGCCUGGGACCCGUGCCCUCGGCCGCUCCUGCCCCUGAACCCUACCACUGUGGUUCCCCCCAUCUCCUCUGGAUUUCCUCACUCUGUCUGACGUCCGUCUGUGGGGAGGGUGCUCAGUACAGAGUGGGGCCGGCUGGGGCCAGUGGUGUGCAGUGCUGCUUACAGAUCAAGACCACGGGGUCCUGGGGCCCCAUUACCUGGAGCAGGGACCCUCUUCACCCAGUGUUAGGCAGACAGAGCACGUCCAAAGAGGUCCCUCUCCUGCUGUCAAAAUACUGACCGUACACUCUCCAAGCCCAGUGCCCUUAAGUAUUAACUCUGUGACCGAGAGGGACUCGCCCCCAUUUGAGCUCCGCAGUAGUGCCACGGCUUACCUUCCAGAGUUGAUAGUUUAUUCACCCUGCCGUUCUGGUGACCUGAGGCAAUUGUCUUGUGACCUCUCAGCGCACCAAGGGAAUCACUCACUGGUUGCUGUGAUGAUAUCCGGUGUCCCUCUGCCCCCUCCCUCCUGCCCCCUCCCCACUUUUACUGUGUUGUAUGUGUCCUGUUGUCCUUUCUGUUCAUCUCCAGGUAUUAAACUUGUGUACUUAACUCAUA
Messenger RNA from Vicugna pacos (alpaca), 1700 nucleotides. It is a transcript of the gene CIAPIN1, whose product is annotated as cytokine induced apoptosis inhibitor 1. Gene Ontology annotation, cellular component: cytoplasm. The record is from RefSeq and is a predicted model, not a curated record. NCBI's taxonomy places the organism in Eukaryota, Metazoa, Chordata, Mammalia, Artiodactyla, Camelidae. Gene Ontology annotation, molecular function: iron-sulfur cluster binding. Gene Ontology annotation, biological process: iron-sulfur cluster assembly.